AGACUUAUUUGUGAAACUCAGAAAAUUGAUCAAACCAAACCAAAACAAGAAUCAAGGAACCAACCAACCACCCCAUUUCAGCUCUCUCUGGAUAUUGUAAUGGAAGCAGGUUUAGAAUCAAUGGGAGUAUCAGAGGCUUGGAAGGCUCAUGUGGGCAUGGCUCUGGUGCAGCUAUUCUAUGGUGGCUACCAUGUCCUAACCAAAGUGGCACUUAAUGUUGGGAUCAACCAACUAGUUUUCUGCUUUUACCGCGAUUUCCUUGCCUUCACUAUUGUUGCUCCGCUCGCUUUUUUUCUUGAAAGACGGACUAGACCACCCAUUACCAAGAAGCUACUGAUGUCAUUCUUCUUUCUUGGAUUGACUGGGAUAUUUGGCAACCAGCUUUUGUUUCUUAUUGGUUUAAGUUAUACUAAUCCAACUUAUGCUGCUGCUGUACAGCCAGCCAUUCCAGUCUUUACAUUUCUGUUUACUGUGAUCAUGGGCAUAGAAAAAGUGAACUUGCUCAGAUAUGAAGGUGUGGCAAAGGUUGGAGGAACGCUUAUUUGUGUUUCAGGUGCCAUAUUAAUGGUUUUCUAUCGUGGUCCAGCUUUGAUAGGAGAUACAGAAAUGGAUCAAGUUGCACAAAUUAAAAUAAGUGCUAGAGGCCAGCCAGAGGCUUCUCGAUGGUUAAUCAAUGGUUUACUUGAUCUUGGAUUUGACAAUUUUCAGCUUGGGGUUAUUUUCUUGAUAGGGAACUGCAUCUGUAUGGCUGCUUUUCUAGCCAUUCAGGCACCAUUAUUAAAAGAGUAUCCUGCAAAUCUGUCUGUCACAGCAUAUUCAUUCUUCUUUGGAGUUGCACUGAUGGUGGUUGCAUCAUUAUUCAUGGUUAAUGAGCCAACUGACUGGAUUUUGACACAAUCAGAAAUACUAGCCGUUGUAUAUGCUGUGAGUCACUGCAAUUUUUUACUUCAUGCAACCGGAACUAUUGCAUCUGCCCUUAACUAUGGAAUCGUUACAUGGAGCAAUAAGAUCUUGGGGCCAGCUUUGGUUGCCCUUUACAAUCCACUUCAACCUGCAUUUUCUGCCUUCCUGUCCCAAAUUUUCCUUGGCACCCCAAUUUACUUGGGAAGCAUCCUAGGGGGAUCUUUAAUCGUUGCCGGCCUAUAUAUAGUUACUUGGGCAUCUUACAAAGAAAGACAGAAAAGUUUUGGAGUUACUCCUAAUGGCUCUUGGGUCACUGAACCACUUAUUCAUGAAAAGAGUGCAUACCAGAAGAUUGCGGGGUCCUCCAGCGUAUCCUCAAACCCAAACUCAUCAGAUUAACAAAAUGAGUUAUAGAAUGCAAUGCGUCGUGCAAAAUUGGUCUCAUGGUUCUUCAAUCUGUUGUUAUAAUUUUAAAUGGUAGGUCUGUAUUUGAUCAUGUAAAUGUGAAAUCUUGUUCAAGGACUAAUUGUCAAUGUAAAAUGUAACGUUUAGUUUGAAAUUUGAAAUAUGAUAGUUAUAUCUUGACAAUUUUGAAAUGCAAAUUUUUGUCCCCCCGACUAGCUGGAUA
Molecule: messenger RNA, 1531 nt
Organism: Glycine soja
Lineage: Eukaryota; Viridiplantae; Streptophyta; Magnoliopsida; Fabales; Fabaceae
Product: WAT1-related protein At4g19185-like
Exons: 7
Coding region: 100-1302 (400 amino acids)
Cellular component (GO): plasma membrane
Molecular function (GO): transmembrane transporter activity
Source: RefSeq, a predicted model, not a curated record